This is a messenger RNA of Dalotia coriaria, 4700 nucleotides long. RefSeq lists its product as uncharacterized. The record is from RefSeq and is a predicted model, not a curated record. NCBI's taxonomy places the organism in Eukaryota, Metazoa, Arthropoda, Insecta, Coleoptera, Staphylinidae. Gene Ontology annotation, molecular function: RNA uridylyltransferase activity.
UAUAUUUAUAUUAAUUUGAGAAAAGCGCUGCAAGACAAUUUAAAGUUUUAUAAAUCUGCUAAUGGUGUCAUACUGAGUUCUGGAGAUUCAGAUGGUUUUAUUAAGCCCAAAUAUUUUCUAAAAGUUGUUAAUGCCAAAACAGGACACACAAUCUAAAAGACGAAAUGGAUUUAAUCGGGCCUCUAUUUUGUCAAGUGUGUAAUGUGGCUAUACCUCAUGAAAGCGCACGUGAUAACCACAACCAAGGCAAACGACAUCAGCUAGCUCUUCAUGCGGCACUCACGGAGGACAACGAUUAUAAAUCUUCAGUAUUUUCAGUAGGAUGGCCCAAUGCAGUUAAAAAGGAAGAAAUUCAUCAGUUUAUGGAAAUUUUUGGCAGUGUCAAAUCACAUUACAUGCCAUCGAAGGGCAUGUGGAUGAUUACUAAAUACGACGAUGCGGGUGUAGCACAAGACUUAAUUAAACGAGGCAGGGCGAAGUUCAAGGGGAAAUGGAUUAAGUUUUCAGCUAAAAAACGUACUGAAGUUCAACCUCAACCACCUCCACAAGAAGAAUACGCCUAUGAAAACAUCUUAAAAAUAAUUUUUAACCAGAGAUCAUUCGGUGAUGAAAUCCUAACACUUUGCUCUCAUUUACAACCAAAUACAGAGCUGGAAAUCAAGAAGUACCUCCACUUGUGCGCAGACCUUGAGAAAACCAUGCAACAAUUAUACCCAAACUCAAAAGUGCAUCCAUUUGGCAGCACUAUAACUGGUCUAGCUUUUCCUGACUCGGAUAUUGACGCUUACAUUGGCGUCCCGAAUCCGCCACGUCAAGCCAAGAAAAUAUUCUACGUGGAGGCGAUUACUAAAAGUCGUGAUGUACUUAAUCACAGCCCACUUUUUACAAAUAUUGUUUGCAUCCCACGGGCGAACACUCCUAUUGUGAAAUGCGUGCAUGUACCGACUGGUUUAAAAUGCGAUUUUAAUUUUAAAAACAUGCUGGGUGUCUGCAACUCAUAUCUAAUACAGUUCAUCGUACGUCUGGAUAACAAACUCAAGUUGUGUUUGUUGGUAUUAAAAUUCUGGACAAAACUACGCAUGGUUGGUGGGACAAACACUCGACUUACAAACUACGCUUUGACAAUCAUGUUUAUUUACUACCUGCAACAAGCACCUUAUAAUCUACCAUCAAUUCGUAAGUUACAAGAAAAUCCUAUGGUGAGGAAUAUACAGUAUGGGUGGAAUGGUGGUUUUGAUGGUAUGUACUCCAUUGAUCUAGCCUCAAUCAGGAAUGCCUCACUCUACGAGUUAUUGAAAGGAUUUUUUGUGUUUUACUUGACUUACAACUACGACGAGUUUGUUAUCUGUCCAUAUUUGGGUGAAAACGUACAAAAGACUGUGUUUCAAUCAUUAGACACGCUUCCUGCACAGUUUGAAUUGUAUCGGACAAGUUUUCGUGAUGAACACUUGAAAGUGGAUUCCUUGAUGUGCGUACAAGAUCCAUUCGAACACAAUCGCAAUUUGGUUGGGACGCUUGGAAAGAAAUUCGUGGAUGAAUAUUUAAACGAGUUGAAACGAGCCGUUGAUAUUCUCGAAGCACAAGCACCACAUUUAUUGUACAAUAUUUGCAUUGAUAGUUUUGAUAACAUUUCACAGUAUCAGAUGCGUGCGAAGAUGCCGAAAGUUAAAAAUAUUAAGUUUUUGUUGACGCCAGGGGUCACAGAAAUGUGUUAUGAGUUAAAACUCGCAUGGUUUCAAUUCGUUGAUAGUUUCUUGGUGGAUGUAUUGACGGACGUGUACAAUUUUACGAUUAAUGUACAAAAAGACGAUGAUUCACACGAUAAUCCAAAGAAAAUGAAGAUGAAACCUGAUCUGUUGGCGGAUCUUUAUGAUCCACUACAUAUAUCAGUAAGUGGAUUGUACAAUUUGUGGGAUGCAAGGAAUAUUUUUAGGGAUGUACAAACAAUGAAGAAAGAUGCUACUUUUCUGGAACAUCAAAUCGAAAUAUCCAAAUAUAUUCAGUCUCAUUUGCUGAAGGAUGUCACGCCAAAGAAACCAAUCGUUAAUUUUAAUAUUACAGUGAAUCAUUAUAUAAUUGACACACGUGUAAUGAUUAUAUUAGAUACUGUGGAUAAAGAGCAGGGCAACGAUCAUUACGGGGCGUUUGCCACUUUGUUUUCGAAAAUGUUUAUCAAUUGGUUGCGAAUUUAUACCAAUGAGAAGAACGGCGAUAAUAAUGAGCCAGAAAAAAGCAACAUGGCAAUCAAAAAACAAACACUGUUGUGCUUUAUGAUCACCAUGGAAGAGACUAAAGAAAGUGAAUCUACAAUUAAAACAGAAGAAAGCAAUGUGGAUGAGGCACUUGAGAAUACAUCAACACAUGCAGUUGUUAAAGAAGAAAGUGCCAUAAAUUCAGAAGAGACUAAAAGUGACUGCUCUAAAUCUGUGGAUUAUUCAACACUUCUGGAUGCUGAAGAUUUUUUUGACGAUUUCAACAAUAAGGAUUUCCUAGCUGGACUUGAUGUGGUUGAUGCAUGGGAAGACAAUGAAAUUGAAUUGAAUACACAAAACGAAAAAGCAUGCACAGACACUGAAACUGUGGAGAAAGAACAAACAGAGCCUGAAAAUAUAACAACUGAUGCUGGUGAUUCAAAAAAAGAUGAACCUGCUGAUAGUAAAAUAGAUAAGUUGAAAAAGUAUUCAAUUCCUAAGAGGAAAUCGAAAUCUCGGUCUCUGGAAGGUAAACCAAGAGAGCGGAAUAAAACACGUAAGUAUGAUACCGAUAGUCGGCGUGAUCCUGAAAAGGUAAACCGUGAUAUACAGCGAGAUAAAGCAAAAUGCGAGAAGGAACGCAUCACGGAAAAACUCCGCAUUCUUGAGACAGGAUUAGUGCCACCAGGAACCGAAAUGGAUGAACCUGCUGCUACUCAUGAUGUAAGACAAUCAUCGCGUUCAACAAAACAUAAUUAUUCGCGGAGCCCAUCACCGUCCCACCGGAAACGUCGCUACAGCCGGAGUCGCUCACCACCUGUACAGACGGUUCAUCCUCGCAAGCGCUAUUCACCACCAUAUCGCCGUCGGUCCCGCACACGUUCACCUAUCCCCCAAUCAUUAUAUGAAUCUCGGUAUGACAAUCGUCGAAAACGGCCACGAUCUCGCAGUCACAGUCCAGAUCGAGCUCGACAUCGUUCUCGCUCCUUGAAUCGUUAUCAGAAGUCAUCAGCGGAGCGACACUCGUCCAAACACAGUUAUGAUCGAUCCCCCGAUAGAAAGCUAUCUUUUCUUGAAGAACUAGAUCGCAAACUAUCGCGAAUGGACCAUGAUCAUAUGAAUAAUAUUACAGCGCAGAGUAAUGGUGGUUCACACAUUAGCUAUAAUCAAUACAGUAAUAACAUGGGAAUUAUGCCGAUGCCGUUUAUGAUGCCACCGAUGGGCCAUACGCAAUACGCCGGUGCAUCAUACGAUCAAUCGUUUUUAUUGGUAAUGCACGUAGUGGAUCCAAAUCCAUAUGGUGUCGGAUACCCACAGGGUUAUGCAUCAUAUGAGCAGAUGUAUACACCGGCGCAGAAUUUUCCAGUUGAGACGAACGAUGAGGCCAAUAAGAAGCUUUUCAACGAUGACAAUAUAUCACUCACGGAAUAUCUUAAACUAACGCAAAGAUCUGACAAUGCACAACAAAUCAACCCAGCACACAAAGAUAAAGUGUUAAAACGUAGUCAAGACGCGUUGACGCUAAUACCAAAAUUGCAGCGGCCGGACGGUCGUUUCUUCAUCUGCGUAAACCGCCUUCAAAAGACUGAUUCAACUCAAUCACCGAGUACAUCGGGAUGUGGAAGUCCAAAGCUUGGUUCUUGUGUAGAGUUCAGUUUCACAUCAAAACUAAACACUAAAAAGCAGCCCACAUCUCUCAGCAGGUUAUUGGCGCGGCUGGAUGUAAAGGAAAAGCCUAUUACUCUUCCAACAGACGACGAUUUGCAGCAGAAGACUUUUGAAGAUGCGGCAGCACAAACCUCUGACUAUGUGUGUGAAGAGUGUACAAAGUUUAAGGAAAUUCAACGCAUUGACGUCGCCGUGCAAUGCACGCCAGAUACUCAAGAGUUUGGCGCCAACGUUACCGAGGAUGAUUUUCUGGCGACUGCACGAAGCGCCCUGAAAAAUCUAAUCAAACAACAAUCUUUCGCGUCGCUUACCCCGGCGCAGAUACUAGCGCAAUUGGGCGAGAAUAAGGACGAGAAGGAGGAGCGACGUCCACAGCAACCUCAGAUGCAAGAAUUUGAACGACGGGAGAAGCGGGAGAGCAAUUGCAGUGGUGAUUUUGAGCGAAGGAGUGAUUGGCACCAGCGGCAGUUAUCACAAAACCACCAAAUUCAGCAAGGUGGAUAUCCCAGUUGGUCGCAACCCAAUCCGCAAAUUGGAUAUAACCAACAGAUGGGACCGGGAGCUGUACCACCAAGAAUGGGCGUUGGUAAUAUGACCUUCCAGCAAGGACAUCGAGCUAUGCGUCCUGGGUUUUUCCCGCCACGUCCACUUAUGAAUCCAAAUCAACCGCCCAGAUUUGGUCCUAAUACGAUGCAUAAUUAUCCAGUGAGGAGAUCUUUUUAAGAGCUUUGCUAUCAAUAUUCUGUUAAAAGUAAACUUUAUAUUAUUCAACCGUUUUGUUAUGAUUGAUUUUUAUAUCUAUACAAAACUUUUAAAAUAAAAGAAAUCCUUAUAUCUUUA